Prorocentrum cordatum is the source of this 161-nucleotide messenger RNA. The record is from the annotation of a GenBank genome assembly. Lineage: Eukaryota; Dinophyceae; Prorocentrales; Prorocentraceae.
CCCAGGGCUGCCAGGGCCAGUGCCUGCCCCGCCUGUGGGACGCCGAGGCCGGAAAGCCCACCUACGCGGGGCGCCGCACGGCGGUCGUGCGGGACCCGACGGAGCGCGGGGGCGGGCCGCGCUUCUGGCAGUGGAGUGUGAUGGCGAAGGCCUUGCGGCAA